CGGGCGCGCAGCAGGGCCGCGCCGGGGCUCGCGGAGCGGCGGCGGAGCGGGGGGCCGGCGGGGCUGGGGUCGCCCCGGGGGUCGGCGCGCCCUUCCCGCCGGGAAUGUCCGCGCCUCGCGGCCUCCGAGCAGCACGCGGCGCCCGCCGGCCGGGCCUCUGACAGGGCCGCCGGGUCGGGGCGGAGGGCUGCGGGCCCCGCGCCUCCGCAGCAGCGCGGCCGGCGCCGGGCCAGGAGGAUGCGCGGCGCCGGGCUCUGAAGCAUGGAGGGGGUUCUGUACAAGUGGACCAACUAUCUCACAGGUUGGCAGCCUCGAUGGUUCGUUCUAGAUAAUGGAAUCCUGUCGUACUAUGACUCACAGGAUGAUGUGUGCAAAGGGAGCAAAGGGAGCAUAAAGAUGGCCGUGUGCGAGAUUAAAGUCCACUCGGCAGACAACACGAGGAUGGAAUUAAUCAUUCCAGGAGAGCAGCAUUUCUAUAUGAAGGCAGUGAAUGCCGCCGAGAGACAGAGGUGGCUGGUCGCCCUUGGGAGCUCCAAAGCGUGUUUGACUGACACAAGGACUGCAAAAGAAAAAGAAAUAAGCGAGACCAGUGAAUCUCUGAAAACCAAAAUGUCUGAACUUCGCCUCUACUGUGACCUCCUCAUGCAGCAGGUUCAUACAAUCCAGGAGUUUGUCCACCAUGAUGAGAACCACUCAUCUCCCAGUGUGGAGAACAUGAAUGAAGCCUCUUCCCUUCUUAGUGCCACCUGUAAUACAUUCAUCACAACCCUCGAGGAAUGCGUGAAGAUAGCCAACGCCAGGUUUAAGCCUGAGAUGUUUCAACUGCCUCAUCCGGAUCCCCUGGUUUCUCCUGUGUCUCCUUCUCCUGUUCAGAUGAUGAAGCGUUCAGCCAGCCACCCUGGUUCCUGCACUUCAGAGAGGAGCAGCUGCUCCAUCAGAGAACCAGCAUCUUCCCUUCACCGACUUCCUCAGCGACGCUGCAGAACCUACUCGGACACAGACUCUUGUACUGACGUUCCCCCUGAAGACCCAGACAGACCUCUUCACUGUUCAGGAAACUCACUUAAUGGGGAUUUGGCAUCAGCAACCAUUCCUGAAGAAAGCAGACUUAUGGCAAAGACGCAAUCUGAAACUGAAGAACCUCUUCCACCCUUCUCCUGAGGAGGCGGACGUGCCCAGCUUCCUCUGAGUGUUGCUAUGCAAAAGCUGCUGUAACCACACUUGUUCUGGGGUAGCUUCCCCUCUCCUUAGGAUCUCUCUGCACUUUAUAGAAUAUUGUAAACAAACAGCCCACAUACUUUUGAAGUGUAUUUUAUCUUUCUAUAGUUUACUUGCAAGAGUAUUUUCCUAAUAACUUCACAGUAUGAAUGUGCAUCUUUUUUUUUUUUUUUUUAAACAAAUGAUGGUGUAACAUUUUGACAUCCAUAAGGACAAAUGUAGAUAUUUUUCUAAAAAACUGUGAGGGACUGACAGCUUGGUCAGUGUGUAUUGUAGUAUAUGAACAUGAAAUCUCGCCACGUUUGUUUGACAGAAAUGUGAUAGAUGUACCUUGUGCCAUGGACCAAAAGGUCACUUCACCCCACCUUGAACUUAAUUACCUUAGCAGCUUGAUGGUGAUUGUAUCAUAUUUCUUUUAGCAAAAAGGAAACACCUAAUACUCUAAAGGUCUUUAGCCCAAAUACCGUGACAUACUGAGCAUCUAAAAAAAAAUCAGAUUCUGCUGUCCUUCCGUAUGUGAAGUUGACACUACUGAUUUGUCGAUACCAAACAUCAGGUUACAGUAUUUAAUUUUUAUUUAUUCUUUUCUUACUUCAUCAGAAGAUGGUUAUGUGCUAACUCGUAUGACCUCCCCAGUUUAAGAUGUAUACCCAUUGUUGUUAUUUACAUUGUUCAGGCUAAGAGAGGCAGGUGUCUCGGUGACCUUGUUAACUUGCACCAGAGAAAUAAAUGGCUUUCAAUGGAAGAGGAUUUUAGUGCUUUUUUAAAGCUGCUGUUGUAAGGUAUCAUUUGCAGCUCUUUGGCAUAUCUAGAGACAUUUUUAAUUUAUGAAUAUUUAUACAAAAAAGUAAUUCUGUCAAGAUGACUGUUCUAUAUAUCACUUGAGAAUGGCAUUAUUUAAUUAAAGAACAAUUUGCAUUGUUUUGGUAGUGCCUGUCAUAUCUCUUCUCAUGUUUGCCCUGUAAUCUGUUUUUCUUUAAAAUCACUUUGAGGUGAUGAUUUUAUCCCAGAGUUUGAAUGAGCAGCACUUUAACAAAAAUUGGCUCCAUGUUUUUAAGUUAGUCAUAUUUAAUAAACACGUGAUUUUUACAUUCAAAUUCAUCAUAAAAUAAUACAUUGUAUAUCUUACAUUCAUUGAUAUUCUGUCUAGUCUUUAUUAAAUGACCUUAGUGUUCUUUAUUGAUUUUGUUUCAGUGUUCAAGCCCAAAGGUGAACAUAUAUCAGCCCUCCGUUUAGCUUAUAUUUCCUCUCAGUUUAGAAUGGGAGCCGAAUCUUUAGGAAACGUUUGGUAUUUACUUUUCCCUAAGUUUAAAAUGAUUAGGCACGUGUCUGUUUAGAUAAACUGCUUCUAAAAGUGCUUGUUGUCUUCAAUAGCAAAUGGGUCAUUAGAGCAUUCUGUGUUCAGUGGAGUUGACCCACUCAUAACUUGCAUUUCAGUUUGGAAAAAAUUGAUGACAUAGUAAGUUUUCAUUCUGAAUGUGUGGUCAGUCUUUGUUUCUUUUCUAAAACCAUACGACUUGCAGAUUGUGCUGUUCCCGAUGUUUUUUGUUUUGUUUUGUUUUUUGUUGUUGUUCUUUUUUUUUUUUUUUUUUUUUUUUUGGUACUUGUUUCCCUUUACUGCAAUAGGCUUAUAACGAAAGUACUAUAACAAGCUUCUGCAUUUGUAGAAAUAUAGGAAACUUCAUUUUCUGUUGCUUUAGCUGAACAGACAAGUUUGGGAAUGAUUUCUUUGUAAAUGUUUUAAAAAUAAAAUGCAAUCAUUUUUAGUUUGCA
Messenger RNA from Psammomys obesus (fat sand rat), 2991 nucleotides. It is a transcript of the gene Plekha3, whose product is annotated as pleckstrin homology domain containing A3. Gene Ontology annotation, cellular component: early endosome; recycling endosome; trans-Golgi network. The coding region runs from base 262 to 1161 and encodes 299 amino acids. NCBI's taxonomy places the organism in Eukaryota, Metazoa, Chordata, Mammalia, Rodentia, Muridae. Gene Ontology annotation, biological process: receptor recycling; endosome organization; retrograde transport, endosome to Golgi. The transcript has 8 exons. The record is from RefSeq and is a predicted model, not a curated record.